AUGGACCCAUCUCGCUCAAACGAGUACCCCGAGGAGAAACCUCCGUCCUACGAUCGGCAUUUAGAAGAGUCGAUCCCAUUCGCGUCAUCUUCCGCCGAGCCCCCGGACCCAUGGAGGCCGCGUCCCGCCUCCACCGGCCUCGACCGACCGGGUCCGAGCAAUGACCUCCAGCGGGCCGUAUCGGCUCCGGCGACGGACGUCAAGGAGAAGCCCGGACCCCCGGCCUCGCCCGAGCCCCCACUUAGCCCGGGUCUGCUCGAGUUGCCUCCGGAGUACAUGCGACAAGACCCCAACGACCAGAUCUUCCGCCUCGAAGCCCCCUUCAUCUCGUCAGCAUCGACCGACGCCGGCCUGAUGGUCCCUCGUUUUCAGCUGGCUCAGCUCCGGACUAGCGCGAACAAGCCGUACAAGCUGCGUCUACGGCGCCUCACAACCGCCGAGUGUCGACGCCUGGCGGUACCUGGCAAAGGAAAGGAGUCUUUGGUGGAGUUUGACAACGACCUCACCUUGUAUCUCAUCGCCAACACUCACGCGCUGUUCCCUUGGUCGUUGCCGGAAAUUGAGAUCCGCGGGUGCAAGGCGCGAACGCUGGAAGGGUUCGUGGAGCUGAAGAGGACGCCGACGGCGCAUCAGUUCUGGCAAAUUACGAAGAACGAGGCCAACGACAUGCUGAGGCCCGAGAAUCAGCGCAAGUUGGAGAAGUACGGUUAUCACGCCAACGAUGAGAUCAAACGCGAAUUGCUUUUCGCGGGAGAAUCGGUUGCCGUGCUGUCCAAGGAGACGAAGUGGAAGGACGGGUCAGGGAUACUAGUGGCGACUGAAUCAAAAGGUACCCUUCGCCUGGCCAUUGACCUGCCAGCUGAGAGAAAUGACGCCCUCAUAGCUUGUUGGGCUGCGAAGUGCUGGAUUCAGGGGUCAAUAAAGUGGUGA
Messenger RNA from Colletotrichum karsti, 930 nucleotides. Its product is annotated as fumarylacetoacetate hydrolase. The transcript has a single exon. The record is from RefSeq and is a predicted model, not a curated record. Lineage: Eukaryota; Fungi; Ascomycota; Sordariomycetes; Glomerellales; Glomerellaceae. Bases 1 to 930 code for a protein of 309 amino acids.